Pleurotus ostreatus (oyster mushroom) is the source of this 807-nucleotide messenger RNA. RefSeq lists its product as uncharacterized. The coding region runs from base 1 to 807 and encodes 268 amino acids. The record is from RefSeq and is a predicted model, not a curated record. The transcript is spliced from 4 exons. Lineage: Eukaryota; Fungi; Basidiomycota; Agaricomycetes; Agaricales; Pleurotaceae. Gene Ontology annotation, molecular function: zinc ion binding.
AUGCCACCAACUCCAUCCACAGAAACAGAAGAAAAGCAAUGUCGCAUCUGCCUCGACGGUGUCGACGCAGAACCUGAACUCGGUCGCCUCUUUCGUCCUUGCUUGUGUCGUGGCUCAAUAAGUUACGUCCACGUCAAAUGCCUGCAACAGUGGAGGAACACAUCUUCCUCUAGUAAUGCAUUCUUCUCUUGUCCACAAUGCCACUAUAAGUACAGAUUUGCGAGAACACAGGCGCUGGGCAUUGCGACCAACCCAAUAAUCGUCGGCUGCGUCUCUGCGAUUCUGUUUACAACAAUUGUUCUGCUAGCCUCCUUCAUAACGACGUUCUUCAUGUCUGCGUUCGAAGAGCCGACAUAUUACGGCUCUUCAUGGUUCUACUACUUCUCUCCGUUCGACGCGACGCAGGACCUUGUUCGGGCAGCUUUGCGUAUCAUCCAAGACGAGACUGGUGCUGAUAUCCUCCACGACACGCCCCAUCGUGGACCCCCUUUCGUCGACCCUGUAAUAGCUUCGCCUGGCAUCCUCAAGAGGUUUAUUCGCAGAUUCCUCCUCGGUCUUCCUAUAGUUGGCGCUAGCUCACUUGUCCAUAUGUUCUUGUCGGCUCCUUUCAUUGGGCCCGUUCACUGGCUAGCUCGCUAUCGAGGCAACCGUCGAAGGGAUAACUCUCGGGACAUAGCCGCAUUGAUCAUCGUAGGUUUGCUAGUAUUAGGGGCACUGAGGGCUUUAUGGAAGGUGUAUGGUCUGACUGAGUCGCUCACGAAACGUAUCCUGUUGCGUGCAGAGGAUGCUAUCCUCGAAGUGAACUAG